GGGGAAUGAGAGGGGGGGGGGGGGAAGGCGGAGAGAAGGAGCAAGAAGGGAAAAGAGAGAAAAUAAAAGGAGAGAUUGAUAGAUUCAGACAGAGCCACAAAAGGAGAAUUGGAAAACCAACUGUUUACUCCAGCCUUUUUCUCCAAAGAAGCCAUACUACUCUGAGAGAUGGGCUGCUACCCAACUGUUGUGUUUCUGUACUGUUUCUGUGGGCUUGUUGCUGUUUGGGCACAGCCAACUGCAACAAAAGAAUCAGUCGUAGAAGUGCCAGAAGACUGUAGAGAGGAGAUGUACCCCUGUACUAGGAUGUACUCUGUCCAUCAGCCUACAAAGACAUGCAUCCAUGCCAUGUGCAUUUAUAGUCUUCGCCGAGUUUAUGUGAUCAACAAAGAGCUCUGUAUGAAGACUGUAUGUCCACAGGAGGAGCAACUGAAAGCGGAACUAUGCAGAGAGAAAUCUGGCUGGCCCAAAAGACUUCAGAGAUCAACUCAAAAAAUGACUGGAUUACCAGUAAGACCGAAACAGAGGAAACCGGGACAAAUGCAAAGACUGAGUGAUCAUGAAUAAUAAAGUGCAGGCUGGAAAGAUGGAUGAAGCAUUUAAACAAAAACAACUAUGUUAUUUUGAACUUUGUGUUCAAGUUUGUGGGUAGGGGUGUCUUUUAACUCUAGCUUAUAUUUUAUUUACUAUAUUAUUGUAAGGUCAUUUCUCACUGUACGUUAGAUGAGAUACAGUGAGGUCCAAAAGUUUGAGAUUUCAUUUUGAAAAAUUCCAAAAUAAUAUAUAAAAAUCAAGAUUCUG
Molecule: messenger RNA, 801 nt
Organism: Tachysurus fulvidraco (yellow catfish)
Lineage: Eukaryota; Metazoa; Chordata; Actinopteri; Siluriformes; Bagridae
Gene: mfap5
Product: microfibril associated protein 5
Exons: 7
Coding region: 169-567 (132 amino acids)
Biological process (GO): embryonic eye morphogenesis
Cellular component (GO): microfibril
Source: RefSeq, a predicted model, not a curated record